This is a messenger RNA of Osmerus eperlanus (European smelt), 5084 nucleotides long. Its product is annotated as coatomer subunit beta'-like. Gene Ontology annotation, biological process: retrograde vesicle-mediated transport, Golgi to endoplasmic reticulum; intra-Golgi vesicle-mediated transport; intracellular protein transport. The coding region runs from base 224 to 4315 and encodes 1363 amino acids. Gene Ontology annotation, cellular component: COPI vesicle coat. The record is from RefSeq and is a predicted model, not a curated record. NCBI's taxonomy places the organism in Eukaryota, Metazoa, Chordata, Actinopteri, Osmeriformes, Osmeridae. The transcript is spliced from 22 exons. Gene Ontology annotation, molecular function: structural molecule activity; protein binding.
CCUCUGUAGCCCACGUCCAUUCGGUUUCUGUAAACUGCCUAUAGGCUGUCUGCUAUAGUACAACAUGUUCCAGCUCUCCACCGGAUCUUGCGAAGAGCAUAGACAGGAAACCCCAUAGAAUCCACGUAGCCAAAGAUUAUCCACUGAAUCUCCCUGUUCAAGCCCGACGCAUGUUGCUUGGAGGACGGGCACUUUAUAAAACACCACCCGCCGAAUUGGAAACAUGCCCCUGCGUCUGGACAUCAAGCGGAAGCUGACCUCUCGGUCAGACCGUGUGAAGAGUGUUGACCUGCACCCAACAGAACCAUGGAUGGUGGCCAGCCUCUACAAUGGCAGUGUGUGUGUGUGGAACCACGAGACCCAGACCCUGGUGAAGACCUUCGAGGUGUGUGACCUGCCCGUGAGAGUGGCCAAGUUCGUGGCUCGCAAACACUGGGUCAUUGCUGGAGCUGAUGACAUGCAGAUCAGAGUGUUCAACUACAACACGCUGGAGAGAAGCCACAUGUUCGAGGCCCACUCGGACUACAUCCGUUGUAUAGCAGUCCACCCUACACAGCCUUACAUCCUCACCAGCAGUGACGACAUGCUGAUCAAGCUGUGGGAUUGGGACAGGAAGUGGGUGUGUGGUCAGGUGUUCGAAGGCCACACCCACUACGUCAUGCAGAUCGUCAUCAACCCCAAAGACAACAACCAGUUUGCCAGCGCCUCUCUGGACAGGACCAUUAAGGUGUGGCAGCUGGGGUCCAACACACCUAACUUCACCCUGGAGGGUCAUGAGAAGGGGGUGAACUGCAUCGACUACUACAGCGGAGGAGACAAGCCCUACCUGAUAUCUGGGGCGGAUGACCGCCUUGUUAAGAUCUGGGACUACCAGAACAAGACAUGUGUGCAGACUCUGGAAGGCCAUGCUCAGAAUGUGUCCUGUGUUAGUUUCCACCCUGAACUGCCAAUCAUCCUCACAGGCUCCGAGGACGGCACCGUGCGAGUCUGGCACUCCAGCACAUACCGCCUAGAGAACACGCUUAACUACGGCAUGGAGCGUGUGUGGUGUGUGUGUGGCCAGCGCGGCUCCAACAGCGUGGCUCUGGGUUACGACGAAGGAAGCAUCCUCAUCAAGUUGGGCCGUGAGGAGCCGGCCAUGUCCAUGGACGCCAGUGGGAAGAUCAUGUGGGCGCGCCACUCGGAGGUGCAGCAGGCCAACCUGAAGGCCCUGGGAGAGGCUGAGAUCCGGGACGGAGAGCGCCUCCCCCUGGCCGUCAAGGACAUGGGCAGCUGUGAGAUCUACCCCCAGACCAUCCAGCACAACCCCAACGGCAGGUUCGUGGUGGUGUGUGGAGACGGAGAGUACAUCAUCUACACCGCCGUGGCCCUCAGGAACAAGAGCUUCGGCUCAGCCCAGGAGUUUGUCUGGGCCCACGACUCUUCUGAGUAUGCCAUUAGAGAAAGCAACAGUAUGAUUAAAAUCUUCAAGAACUUUAAGGAAAAGAAAGGGUUUAAACCAGACUUUGGUGCUGAAGGUAUCCACGGUGGUUUCCUGUUGGGUGUGAGGUCCACCAGUGGUCUGGCGUUCUAUGACUGGGAAAACGCAGAGCUGGUCCGGCGCAUUGAGAUCCAGCCCAAACAUAUCUUUUGGUCAGACUCGGGCGAGCUGGUGUGCAUCGCGACGGAGGAGUCCUUCUUCGUGCUGCGCUACCUGUCUGAGAAGGUGGCCGUCGCCCAGGAGACGAAGGAGGGGGUGACGGAGGACGGGAUCGAGGAUGCCUUCGAGGUGCUUGGGGAGAUCCAGGAGGUGGUGAAGACGGGGAUCUGGGUGGGAGACUGCUUCAUCUACACCAGCUCCGUCAACAGACUCAACUACUACGUGGGGGGGGAGAUCGUCACCAUAGCCCACCUGGACAGAACCACGUACCUGCUGGGCUACAUCCCCAAGGACGACCGCCUGUACCUGGGAGACAAGGAGCUCAACAUCGUCAGCUUCUCCCUGCUGGUGUCGGUGCUGGAGUACCAGACGGCCGUCAUGCGGAGAGACUUCAGCAUGGCCGACAGGGUGCUGCCCACCAUCCCCAAGGAGCAGCGCACCCGGGUCGCCCACUUCCUGGAAAAGCAGGGUUUCAGGCAGCAGGCCCUGGGCGUGUCCACAGACCCCGAGCACAGGUUCGAGCUGGCUCUGCAACUGGGGGAGCUGAAGAUAGCCUACCAGCUGGCCGUAGAGGCAGAGUCCGAGCAGAAGUGGAAGCAGCUAGCUGAGCUCGCCACCACCAAGUGCCAGUUUGGCUUGGCCCAGGAGUGCCUGCACCAUGCCCAGGACUACGGAGGUCUUCUCCUGCUGGCCACAGCCUCCGGGAACGCCAGCAUGGUGGGCAAACUGGCGGAGGGAGCGGAGCGCGAUGGCAAGACCAACGUGGCGUUCCUCACCUAUUUCCUGCAGGGGAAGUUGGAGAAAUGUCUGGACAUUCUCAUCAAAACCAACCGUCUGCCCGAGGCUGCGUUCCUGGCUAGGACCCACCUGCCCAGUCACGUGUCCAGAGUGGUGAAGCUGUGGAAGGACAGCCUGUCGAAGGUGAACCAGAAGGCAGCCGACGCGCUGGCAGACCCCACCGAGUACGGGAACCUGUUCCCUGGCCUCCAGCAGGCCCUGCUGGCCGAGACCUACCUGAGGGAGACCCACGUCUGUCUGCGGCCUGCCGCCGAGUACCCCCGGAUCACGCCCAGCGAGGAUCGGAGUGUCCUUGAGGAAUCUUCUGGCUACGUGCCAACAGGAGGGCCGUCUGCAGAGAAGGUGCCUGAGUUCAUGGAAGAACCCCCCGUAGUGGCAGAAGUGGUAGCAGCUGCAGCUCCAGAAGCCCCUGUUCUGGAAGAGGCCAUUACGAUGGAAGAGGAGGAACCUGUCGUGGCUGCAGUGGACAAGUCCGUUGCCAUGGAGGACGUGAAGUCCAUCACAGCAGCUGUGGAAGAGUCUAUUGCCAUGUCCGCUGAAGAAACACCUGUCACAGAAGUGGAACAGCCCAUCAUGGCAGAAGAGGAGGCCCCCAUUUCUGUUGAAGUGGUUGCGUCCGAGCCAGAAGUGACAGCAGAUGUGGAAGAUACCAUUGCAAAGCAAGAGGAGGUUCCAGUCACUGCAGAGGGAGACUUACUGGGAGAUAUCAUUACAGACACACCCCCAACUAUACCAGAUAUGGUACAAAGCCUAGAACAGGACGUCAUGGUAACAGAGGAGGCUGCUGAGGAUGGAGCUUCAACGGCUGAAGUCAUAGCAACAGAUCCAGCACCUGUAGCUGAUGCUUUCUCGGCAACAGAGGAAGAUCACGAUAAAGAGACAGUAACUCCUGUUUAUGAGGCAACAUUACAGGUCAUGGCAACAGAGGAAGCACCGGUGACAGAUUCAGUCAUACCAGAAGCCAUAGCAACCGAAAAAGCACCAGAGGCUGUUGUGAUAGAGACGGUGGUAGCAACAGAAGCCAAUCCGGUUGCUGAACUUCUAUCAGAGUCCAUAGCAACAGAAGAAGUGUCUGUAACAGAGGAGGUCAUAACAGAAGCCAUAGCAACAGAAGCAACACCUGUUACCGAGGUGGCACCAGAACCCCUAGCAAAUGAGCCAACACCUGAGAUGGUUACCAUAGAUACAAUGGCAGUGUCCGAAAAAGUUGUUACACAGGUACUUCCAGAACCAAUCGUACCGGCUUAUCCAGUAGAGGACCUCAUUACAGUGGAAGAACCAAUGUCAGUCCCGGCACCACUUCUAGACCCUUUCCCAUCUAUGGCCCCAGUACUGGAGCCCUUCUCAUCCCUAGCCCCUGCCCCAAACCCAGCUACAGCCCCAGCACUUGACUUAUUCUCAGACCUAGCCCCUGCCCCAAACCCAGCUACAGCCCCAGCACUUGACUUAUUCUCAGACCUAGCCCCUGCCCCAAACCCAGCUACAGCCCCAGCACUUGACUUAUUCUCAGACCUAGCCCCUGCCCCAAACCCAGCUACAGCCCCAGCACUUGACUUAUUCUCAGACCUAGACCCGUUCUCAUCUAUAGCUUCAGUGGCAGCCCCAGCCUCACCACCACCCCCAGGGGAGACAGAGUCCAUCCUCACCCCCAUCCAGUCCAUGCUUGCCCCCUCUCUGCUUGUCCCGGAGCCCGUGGUCCAAGUAAUGGCCCCCACAGAGGAGAAGCCUGUGGAGGAGGCAGCCCCUGGGGCAGCAGUAGACCUGGACCUGGACAUGAAUGACGAGGGUCUGGACGAUCUAGACCUGGACAACUUUGACCUGGAUGAUGACAUUGACACCUCAGACGUCAACCUGGACGAUGACUUCAUGGAUGACUGAUGACUUCCUACAACAGAAAUUCCACUGAAUGUGACCAAAGAACAUACAGCAUUUCUCUCACUCAAUACAAGGGUGGUGUUUUCUAUACAACGGUGAUAUGGAGAGGGGGCAACUUGAAUUGUUUUUUUACAGUAUUGGAUUUCACAGGUUUAAAAAAAAUCUCAUAUCUCUUUAUAGUGAAUCAGGUACUGUACACUUGCAAUAGACAGUAUGUGAACACGUGGCCUUUUCAAGACGGAAAAGCAAUAGUUUACCACAUCUAUACCUCCUUUAGAGCUAACUGGGGACUCUUUCAAAAUGCAGUCUAUUUAGAAUGCUGCAAAAGAGUCAGCAGAGCUGACGAGCGACACUACACUUUAAUGCAUGUGUUUCUUCCUAAUAUACUGCCUCUUAGAAUGGGUCCAUCUGUCUUGUCCUAAAUCGUGUUGUCAUGGCAACAUUCAGUACCUCAUGUUUUAGUGUUGCAGACCUCUGUUAUCGUGCCUUUUUAAUCUAGACAUCUUUUUAUAGGGAAAUUGUUUGUUAUAGAUGUGCAUCCAAGUGCCUUAUAUAUGUUUUUGUUAGAUUGCCUUAAUUUGGCAAGUGUGUCUGGAUUAGUAAAGGGAAUUAAAAGUUUCAUCUUCUCAUUGACGAUAUCUGAUGUUGAGUUCCGAGAAUGAUUUAAUAGUGGACAAGGUGUAUAGAAAGAAUCAUUUUUAUUUUGUAUGUACAUAAAUCAUGAGUUUGAAUGUUAACUUUCAGUACAGAUAAAGUAUCCAGUCAGCUGUCA